AUGAGUGACAAGAGAAGUCUCUGUCGGCUCAGUUAUCACAGGAAGUUGUCUGUUUCAGAUCUGACCGCUGCUUCUGAACUCUGACCUGGUACCAGUCAGAGCCCAGCUUCCAUCAUGUUGUGUUGGGCGCUGUUAUUGCUCAGUGUGGGGGCCAGCCUGGCCGUAUGUCCCAGAGAUCCUGGGAGUCGAGCAGCUCCACGGACUCCUGGGGACGGAGGCUUCAAGAUUUCAAUCAGCGGAGACCCUGCCAGAUAUGUGUCUCAAUCUGUCUACGUUGUCAGUAUCCGAGGACCACAGCCAUUCCGGAGGUUUACACUUGUCGUUGACUCCAGUCCUAGUGACGGCUCCGAGGCCUCUCCCCAGCGCGUUGGCAGCUAUCAACUGUUUGGGGAUGAUCCUUCAACAACCUUCAACCCGGACUGUAUAAACACUGUAUCUGAGUCCAGGGACAAUCCAAAGUCUGAGGUUCAAGUCAUGUGGACAGCUCCGGCCACGUCUAGUGGAUGUGUCGUCUUACGGGCAAUGGUCUUUGUGGACGAAUACCACUGGUACGCAGAUGAUGGUCAGCUCAGUAGAACUAUUUGUGAGUUGACAGAGCUGACACAAGAGCCUACUGCAGCCGAGGAGUGUUGUGCUUGUGACCAGGCCAAGUACAAGUUUAUAUUUGAGGGACUGUGGUCCAACAUCACCCACCCCAAAGAUUUUCCGUUUAGUUUAUGGCUGACUCACUUCAGUGAUGUGAUCGGAGGUUCCCACGGCCGCAACUUCACGGUCUGGCGAGAAGGAGAUAUCGCCUCCAAUGCUCUACGCCAGCUCGCAGAGUGGGGAUCUGUGCGAGCUAUGGAACAGGAGCUCAGGCUCAAGAGUAGAGGGUUGAAGACAUUGAUCAAGGCUGCUGGGCUCUGGUACCCUAAUGUCAACAGUAACACCUCUUCCAGUUUCCGGGUGGACCGCAGCAAACACUUACUGUCUCUCGUCUCCAUGUUUGGUCCCUCCCCUGAUUGGGUGGUUGGAGUAUCAGGUCUGGACCUUUGCUUGCCCAACUGUACUUGGAUACCCAACAAGGUUAUUGAUCUGUACCCUUAUGAUGCCGGUACUGACAACGGGAUCACAUAUAUGUCACCCAAUUCACCAACAAUGCCACAAGAUCCUAUCCAGAAAAUAACCAGCAUGUACCCAGAGGAUCCGCGGGCCCCAUUUUAUGACCCAACAGGCCAAAAUAUGCUGCCUCUGGCACGUCUCUAUGUAACUCUGGAUCAUCUCAUCCCUCGUUCCUGCAGUGACAAGACUGAGGAUGAGCUGCUGGAAAAGGUCACUGUCAGUGAAAACUCGGAAGAUUCCAAUCGAAAGGAGUGUGGAGUGACAGAGUACUCACCGUGGUCUGUAUGCUCUGUCACAUGUGGAAAGGGCCUGCGUGUCCGGACACGCAGCUAUGUACAGCCUGCAGUGGCACAACAGGCCAAUUGUGACCGCCAGCUGGUUUCCAGAGAGAUGUGUGUCGCUGAGGCUCCUCUCUGCCCAGGGGAUGAGGAAGAGGUGUCUCCAAUUGAUGACGAGUUGUGUGCUGUGAGCGCUUGGGAGCCGUGGUCGGACUGUACAGCGACCUGUGGCGAGGGGCUGAGGAUGCGGACUCGUCACUUUCUUAAGCGCAUGGGCAGCAAGAAAUGUCCUCAUGUCGCAGUCGUAGAGAAGGAGCAGUGUAUAGAGCCUCCUUGUACCUACGAGGAACUUCCUGACCCUGAAUGUCCCACAACAGAGUGGUCAGAAUGGUCACCCUGUAGUGCACGAUGUGGGCCUGGUCAGCGCGCCCGGUCACGCAUACUGCUGGUGGACUCAGAGAACAAGGCCAAGUGUGCGGCUCGCAGGCAACUAGUACAACACCAUCCCUGUACCGGCCGAGUUGACUGUGUCAUCGACAUGGCUACUGCUAAAGCUACCUGUAUGAUGGAUGCUGAGAUAGGUCAGUGUCGGGGCUACUUCCAGAGAUGGUUCUUCAGCACGAUGAAGGCAAUGUGUGUACCGUUUGUGUACAGUGGAUGUCGAGGCAACCGUAACAACUUCCUUACAGAGCAGGACUGCCACCGCACCUGCUCUGCAGUCAGGGAUGCCCUGCUGGAGGGAGAUCGGCCUGCCAAUGUGUCCUUGCCACUUGUGAGAGCGAUCACUGGACCUCCUGUAGACUGCGUAAUGUCACCCUGGUCACAGUUCACCUCCUGCUCUGUCACAUGUGGCACAGGCUUCCGGGAAAAAACUCGAACCGUUUUGGUGGAACCAAAGAACGGUGGCCAAGCUUGUCCUCGCACAGUGACUAGACGCAGGCGUUGUCAUAUCCCUCCAGAGUAUUGCCACUGAGUGGGUCACUUCUCUACUGUCAAUUUUACUGUAUUAAUUUAGCAUGUUCUUUUAGGAAGGAAAAAUUAAAUUCAUUCAAUCAA
Messenger RNA from Homalodisca vitripennis (glassy-winged sharpshooter), 2435 nucleotides. RefSeq names its product spondin-1-like. NCBI's taxonomy places the organism in Eukaryota, Metazoa, Arthropoda, Insecta, Hemiptera, Cicadellidae. The record is from RefSeq and is a predicted model, not a curated record. The transcript has 14 exons. Gene Ontology annotation, cellular component: extracellular matrix. Gene Ontology annotation, molecular function: serine-type endopeptidase inhibitor activity. Gene Ontology annotation, biological process: cell adhesion. Bases 115 to 2352 code for a protein of 745 amino acids.